GAUAACGAAUAAGAUCGUGGUGGUGGUGCAUGUGAAGAGUAAAUAAGAGUAUUUGAAGAGAAAAUAUAAAUUAAAACGAAAACCGUACGCAUAGUAGAAGCACCAUCGCUUCGUUUUGUUUAUUUCCAAUUGGAACUUGCAAGCGCCGCGUACGGUAAAAUAAGCGGCUUCCAGUGCGCCGGAAUAAUUCUUCUUUUUGGAAGUUCCCGAGUCGUGGGUGCGAAAACGUCAACAAUUGAAUAAAAAUUGUAUGAAAGAGAGUGAGAGGUAGCCAUGACCACCAACAAGGAUCCCCAAGUCAAGGGGGCCGUCAAAACAGAAGAGACCACAAAUGGCGGAACUGGAGGGAUCAUCAAACGCCUCAGGAGAUCCGCCUCCGCCACGGAACACAAUCUCAGUAACCUGAGGAAUCGGAAAUCCACCCAGAACCUAUUCGAUCAGCAUGGCAAUCCCAUAGAUCUGCGGCAAUACCGGAAAGUUUUGGACAAGGAUGAGAACGGAAAUGGUAUGAACGGAAGUGAGAAGAAACUGCGCUACAGAAGGACCCAGAGUGUCACGAGGGCUGAAGAGAUCUCCAACAAGGAGGAGAAACAGCGAAGAGCUCAACCUGGCAGACCGAUCCAUCGUCCUAGAGACUCACUGUUCUCCUGGAGCUCAGGGUUUACCAACUUUACGGGACUGGUCAACUGGGGGUUUCUGCUACUCUGCAUUGGAGGUCUACGUCUGGGUCUGGAGAAUCUACUCAAAUAUGGCAUUCGCAUUAAUCCCCUGGACUGGUUCUUCUUCAUCAGUGGCCACAACGAAGGCGAAGGUUACAAUGCCCUCAUCUUGAGCAUUUAUUCCCUAGUCCAUAUAUCCCUCUGUCUCGCUGUGGAGAAAGGCCUGGCCAUGGAAAUUAUUGCCGAAGGACUGGGCAUCUUCAUUCAGAUUGUAAACAUAAUUGUGCUGGUCUGCUUGCCUGUGGUGAGCAUCCAUCUUAGAGGUCAUGCCUUUAGUUUGAUGGGAGCUUCUACGGUUUGCUUUUAUUACUCGGUCCUGUUUCUGAAGCUCUGGAGCUAUGUGCAGACAAAUAUGUGGUGUCGCCAGACCUACUACCAGAAGAACCCCCGAGAACGCAGGCCCAGCAUCACUUUAGCAGAACUGAGUAGGUUUAUUCAUUUUAAUUUAAGUAUUUAUUUACUUAAUUUAAUUGCUACUACAGAAAAUGGAGCCCUGGAUGGCGGCGAUGAAGACGAAGCUAUCCCCAAGCUAGUACAGUACCCGGAUAAUCUCACCUACAGGGAUCUCGUGUACUUCCUUUGUGCCCCCACUCUGUGUUAUGAAUUGAAUUUCCCGCGAACUUCGCGCGUGCGCAAGCGCUUCUUGCUCAAGCGUCUCCUGGAGGUUGUGAUUGGAGCUAAUGUGGUCAUGGCUCUGUUCCAGCAGUGGAUUAUUCCCUCAGUUCGCAACUCGUUAAUCCCAUUCUCCAAUAUGGAUGUUGCUUUGGCCACUGAGCGACUCCUUAAACUAGCGUUACCCAAUCACCUGUGCUGGCUGUGCUUUUUCUACCUGAUGUUUCACUCCUUUCUGAACGCGGUGGGAGAACUACUGAACUUUGCGGAUCGUAACUUUUAUUGCGAUUGGUGGAAUGCCAAUAAUAUUGAUACUUUUUGGAGAACCUGGAACAUGCCAGUCCACAGGUGGUGUGUUCGUCACCUUUACAUCCCAGUGGUUCAGAUGGGUUACUCUUCGCGACAGGCUUCAACUAUAGUGUUCCUGUUCAGCGCCUUCUUCCAUGAAUACUUGGUUUCAGUUCCUCUACAAACGUACAAGAUUUGGGCCUUUAUGGGAAUGAUGGGCCAGAUCCCUCUUUCGGCCAUUUCGAAAUAUAUUGAAAAGCGUUUGGGGCCCCGAAUGGGCAACAUUAUUGUUUGGGCCUCCAUUAUCCUGGGUCAGCCCCUCUGCAUUAUGGCCUACUAUCAUGAUUAUGUGGUCCACCACUUUAAAAGCGCACUCAACGGCACCGACUAUACGUCACAGAUUUUUAAAAUGAAUUACAACUGAAAUUUCUGCACUGGACUGGUCCGUGUACUUUUUAGAAUUUAUAAGCCAGGAUACAAGUUAAGGAAGUGACUUGUGAUUUGCCACAAUACAAUAUCGAGUUUGUAUGAUUUUCGCACAUGCAUGUAGUACUGAUGAACAAAAAUAGAUUGUUAUUGAAUGCAUUUGUUAAUGAAUUUAAGUGUCAUGUAAAUAAAUAGAAUUUUUAAAAAUAA
Molecule: messenger RNA, 2255 nt
Organism: Drosophila ananassae
Lineage: Eukaryota; Metazoa; Arthropoda; Insecta; Diptera; Drosophilidae
Gene: mdy
Product: diacylglycerol O-acyltransferase 1
Exons: 9
Coding region: 274-2043 (589 amino acids)
Biological process (GO): triglyceride biosynthetic process
Cellular component (GO): endoplasmic reticulum membrane
Molecular function (GO): diacylglycerol O-acyltransferase activity
Source: RefSeq, a predicted model, not a curated record